AUGGGAGCAGUUGCACAGAUAUGCUACAGACCCUCAGCACGAAAAGCCCAUGUCAGAAGAGUCCGGAGCUCGGUAGGAGUCAAUGAAGUUGGAAUUCAUGAACCCCCACUGAAGUCUCCUACAGUGAAGGGCCAGGACAUUACCUUUUUGGAAGAAGAUGCUAAGGGAAUCCAGCAGCCACAUGACGAUCCUUUGGUAGUGACAAUGGUCGUGGCCAACUACGCGAUCCACCGUGUACUAAUCGACAAUGGUAGUUCUGCCGACUUGUUAUUUAUUGAUGCAUUUGACAAGAUGUGCAUUGGCAAGGAAAGGUUAAGGCCAACAAAGUCCCCCCUUGUUGGUUUUUCUGGAGAAAAGGUUUUCCCUUUAGAUGUAGUCACACUUCCGUUGACAGCCGGGACCAGUCCAAAACAAGUAACCGUGAUGGUUGAUUUUUUAGUGGUGGACUGUCCAUCUACGUAUAAUAUAAUCCUAGGGAGAACAACUUUGAAUGCAAUGAGAGCUGUCACUUUAACAUACCACCUAUUAAUGCGGUUCCCUACAGAGCAAGGCAUUGGUGAGUUAAGAGGUGACCAAGCCACGGCAAGGGAGUGUUAUGCUGCUGCUUUAAGAACAAAAAAGUUACAGGAAGCAUUGGCCAUUGAGAAACCAGAAGGGUUAACUGAGAAGGAACUCAAUCAAAGGGCGGAACCAGUAGAGGACCUCAUAGAGAUCGACUUGGAUGAAGAAAGAGCUGGAAGAAAGGUGAGUAUAGGGUUAUUACUCAACCCACUCAUCCGAGAUUCACUCGUUCAACUUCUCAGAGAUAACAAAGAUGUGUUUGCAUGGGCACAUGACGAUAUGCCUGGCAUCAACCCCUCCAUUGUGCAGCAUCGGCUCAAUGUGGAUCCAUCUUUCAAACCGGUCAGACAGAAAAGCAAGUGGAGGCUUUGUGUUGAUUUUACAGAUCUAAAUGAGGCUUGCCCAAAGGAUAGUUUUCUUUUGCCAAUGAUUGAUAUGUUGGUUGAAGGAACAGCAAGGCAUGAGUUACUUAACUUUAUGGAUACUUACUCCGGAUACAACCAGAGCCCAAUGUAUGCUCCUAACAGUGAAAAAACUUCUUUUAUUACUGACAGAGGUUUAUAUUGCUAUAAGGUGAUGCCAUUUAGGAAGAAUGCUAGCGCCACCUAUCAGAGGCUAGUCAACACAAUGUUCAAGCAACAGAUAGGGAGAAACAUGGAAGUGUAUGUGGAUGACAUGUUGGUAAAGAGCCUGAAGGCCAAAAACCACUUAGCUGAUUUACAGGAAUCUUUUGAUGUGCUUAGGGCCCAUAAUAUGCGCCUAAAUCCAACCAAGUGCGCCUUUGGAGUAUACUCAAAAAAAAUUCUGGGGUAUAUGGUAAGCCAAAGGGGAAUCGAGGCAAACCCUGAAAAGAUUCAGAUACUAAAGAAAGCCUUCGAGUGGACCCCAGAGUGCGAGCAAGCAUUCAUUGGGCUCAAAAAUUAUCUCAACUCACCACCAUUAUUGUCCCGAGCAAUUUCUGGAGAAAGUUUGUACCUUUACUUAGCAGUUUCCCCCGCAGCGGUAAGCUCAGCAUUGGUUAGGGAGGAAAACACAAGGAAACUCAGACCAUAUUUCCAAGCACACACCAUAAUAGUGCUAACAGACCAACCACUAAGGCAGGUCCUAUACAAGCCAGAGACGUCAGGGUGCCUCACAAAGUGGUCAGUAGAACUUGGAGAGUUCGACAUACAGUACAAGCCAAGGGUAGCAAUAAAAGGCCAAGCACUUGCUGAUUUUGUGGUUGAGUUUUCUUCUUCUCUAGAAGAUAAUGGGGUCACAGCCGUAGCUGAAAUUAAUCCUGAGAAUCAGAUGCAUUUGGAUGAUGUUUGGUCACUUUAUGUUGACGGGUCAUCCAACGCCCGAGCCUGUGGGGCCGGGUUGGUGAUUAUAUCGCCAGAGGGAGAGAAUCUGAAAUAUGCACUUCGAUUUGGUUUUAGAGCCACCAAUAAUGAAGCGGAAUACGAGGCUUUGAUAGCAGGAUUAAAGUUAACAGAGGCUCUCGGAGUGCAACAAUUGAAGGUGUUUACUGAUUCUCAGUUGAUUGUAGGACAAGUUUGUGAGGAAUACGAAGCCAAAGAUGACAAGAUGAAAUUGUACUUGCAUAAGGUGAGGUGCCUAAUUGGUCGCUUCAAGAAGUUUACAAUCACACAAAUACCCAGAAAUGAAAACGAGAAUACAGUUGCAUUAGCUCGGCUAGCCACCGCAGAAGAGCUUGAGAGUACUAAGGCUAUACCACUUGAGUAUUUGGAAGAGCCUAGUAUAUCCAAAGAGCACAAGGAAGCAAACCAGUUAGCACCGGGGUAG
Molecule: messenger RNA, 2346 nt
Organism: Cornus florida
Lineage: Eukaryota; Viridiplantae; Streptophyta; Magnoliopsida; Cornales; Cornaceae
Exons: 5
Coding region: 1-2346 (781 amino acids)
Molecular function (GO): nucleic acid binding; RNA-DNA hybrid ribonuclease activity
Source: RefSeq, a predicted model, not a curated record